Molecule: messenger RNA, 921 nt
Organism: Aspergillus ibericus CBS 121593
Lineage: Eukaryota; Fungi; Ascomycota; Eurotiomycetes; Eurotiales; Aspergillaceae
Product: putative oligosaccharyl transferase subunit Dad1
Exons: 3
Coding region: 59-637 (192 amino acids)
Biological process (GO): protein N-linked glycosylation
Cellular component (GO): oligosaccharyltransferase complex; membrane
Source: RefSeq, a predicted model, not a curated record
CACACCAUCUCCUCUGAUACCUCCUCCCACCACCUCUACACUCCCAUAUAAAUCAACAAUGGCCCCAAAACGCACCCCCGCCACCGCCUCAACCUCACCCAGCAACACCAGUACCAGCACCGGCCCCAUCCCCGCUCCCUCCGCACCCACCAUGCCUUCUGCCAGCAGCAGCUCUAAUAGUGCAUCCCUCUCCUCCGGCCCCAAAACCCUCACCACCAACUCCUCCGUCUACGAUAUCGCCCAGACCGUCUGGCAACAGUACGUGGGGACCACGCCGCAGCGGACGUUGUUGUUGGACGCCUUCAUGGCGUUUUUGGUGCUUGUGGGGGGUGUUCAGUUUGUGUAUUGUGUGUUGGCGGGGAAUUAUCCCUUCAACGCCUUCCUAAGUGGUUUCUGUGCCGCGGUGGGACAAUUUGUUCUUACGGCGAGUUUGAGGAUGCAGACUAGUGGGUCUACUUCUUCUUAUUCGACUUCUUCGACGGUGUCUGGGGCCAAGGGGAAGGGGAAGAAGGGUACAACGGGUGCGGUUGCUGAUGGGGAGGGUGAGAAGGGGGUGGUUUCGCAUGAGAGGGCAUUCGCGGAUUACGUCUUCGGAAGUCUGAUUUUGCAUUUCUUUUGUAUUAACUUUAUCAAUUAGGUUGGUUUAUCUUUUCGGGUGGGAGACGUGGGUUAUGGGAUAAGAUGGGUUGUGGGAUGGUUGUGUUGGGGGAAGUAUGCUAUACUGGACUGGAUUGCUGGGCUGGCGGAUGGCAUGGAUAGAUGGCUGUUCCCUGGUGGAGUGGGUUCUGUCCUGUAUAGUUCUGUCUGGUCUGGCAUAUUCUGUCGGUGGAUUGUGGAUGGUGGGUAAAAUAUCAGUGUUGAUUAUUAUUCUGUUAGCUUAUACUAUACCUCGUUGUUUUAUGUAUUGAUAUUACAGUGUUU